GGCAGUCUUCAAUAAUUCCGCAGGUGGCGAAGCUCGCGAACGAAAGAAUCACCGCGACCCAUAGCUACACCAGCAAUCGGAUAAAUACCUUGUUGGGCCCUGGUGCUCUCUCAAUCGCUACCUGGACUCCAUUCCCACCUCCACUCCCUCCCCCGACGUCAUACACGCCCAGAGACACUCAACCGGAAACACCCAACAUAACGAUCACCAACUCCCACAAUGUCGUCGUCGCCCGAGACCCAGGCAAAGAAGCGGAAGCGUCAACGCCCCAUCAUUUCGUGUACCGAAUGCCACAGGCGGAAACAGAAAUGCGAUAGACAGCUGCCGUGUGGAAACUGCACCCUGCGAUCGGCAAGCCAUCUCUGUCAGUACGAGACUAAACCGGCCCGCCGAGGGUCGGACAGUUCGUCGCCGACUAGUGUGAGCCCUAUCGAUUCGACGGCGACAACGACAUCGGCUAUCCUGGCCAGCGCGGAAGUUACCGGUUCCUUCGGGUACGUGCGGAAUCGUGGGUGCAGCGCUGUGGAUGUGCUCGAGAAGUUGGAUCUUGAGGACGGUCCGUGGAGACCGGAGCCCGUGCUGGACAAUGCCGAACAGGCCGAGCUGCAGAAUUACAACCGCAUCAUCACCACCAUUCCCCCGCGGCCAUACACCAUGCUCCUCGUCAAGGUGUUCUUCGCCGAGUGCAACUGGAUAUACUGGUGUGUGCACCCAGGCUCGUUCUGUCAGCUGCUCGAGGAGUGGUACGAGCGCUGCACGUCCAAGACACCUCCGGUGCCGUCGCACGGCAAGUCGGGCGAUGGCGAGCGGCGAAGGGCAUUAUCGCAGUUCCCGGUGUUGCUGUUGCAAAUGUGUGCUGUGGCACUGCAGAUGCUGCCGCGUGAACACUACAAGCAGAUGUCGCAGCUGAAUAUCCUCGGGAAGGAGGAUUUUCGAUCGCUGUCGAUCGCGUACAGCAACUCUGCGUGCGAAUUGGCGACGCUUCUGGCACCGUAUCAGGCUACGUUGUCGCGCGUCCAGCAGUGGUUUCUGCGCGCGUCGUGGCUCAAAAGCGAGGGACGCGCUAUCGAGUCCUGGCACGCGCUGGGCCAGUCGAUUCGCGAGGCGCAGGAGCUCGGUCUGCACAGCCAGCAGCCGCGGACCUAUAAUGGUGGUGUCGAGAAUGUUGCCAGUCUGUGGCAGCGUGAGAUCGAGAAGAGAGUAUGGACGAACCUAUACGUGUGGGAUCGCUUCAUGAGCAUGAUUCUAGGUCGACCAACCCUGAUAAACGACCGACACUGCACCGUUACCCCACCGCUCGACUGCAAUAUCCCCAAUGACAUAACCCGCACGCCUCCCGUCCCCCGAAGCCCACUUGACCCCCCUUCGCAGUUCACCCAGCGCCUCCUCGACUACCAGCUGGCCCACAUGAUUAAUGAGAUCGACGACUUGCAGAUGGAAUCGGCCAAGAACAUGUCGCACAGCUUCGAGGGGACCGACCGGCUCCAGUUCAGUAUUGAGUCGAUCAUCGAGUGCUAUCCUCCCGGCCUCGCCGUCUCGAACCGGGACACCAGCCACGACGGCGGACCGAACACUGUGUUUCUGCGCGCCCAGGCCGAACUGCUUCGAUGCUCGACAUACAGCCUGAUCGUAGGCCUUCACCGCCCCUUCGUCUUCACGCGGCAGAAGAGCCGAAUCGAGAUCGUGCGUGCCGGAAUAUCCGUGCUCGAGUCGCAACAGCGGCUGCUGGAAGCCACGCGAGAGCACCACCACACCAUCUACACGCUCAACUUCUUCACCUUCGAUCCCGCGGUCCUGAUCGCGGCGAUCAUCAUCACGCAGCCGCUCUCGCUCUCGCAAGACCUUCUCGACAUCGCCCUCGCCUCCAUCCGCGAGGGGCAGAAGCGUAUGGAGCGUCUCGGGCGCCGCGUCAAGCUCGCCGAAAAGGGCGCAACAAUCCUCAGCUUGCUGAUCAAGAAAGCCGAGUCGUCGAACGCGGCGUCCCAGCACCUCCGCAUGCGAAAUGCAUUCUCCAUGUCGCCCACCGACAGCGCGAACUCUUUCUCCUCCGCGAAAUAUACUCAUCAGAGCUCGCACUCCCCUAGCUCGUCGCUGGCGAAUAGCGAUAGCGACGGGUGGCUGGAGUUGCCGGUGGAGGGCUUUUCGAAUAAUAGCACUGGUAAUUGUAAUGGAUUCGCGCCCAUCAACACCAGCAUCCUGUCGACUCGAGAGUUGGAAGAGAUUCUGGCCGCGCCGCUGCCGGACCCGAUGGUGGUUACCCACGGACUGGACACGACGGUACAGUUCGGGACGGGAAUGAUGGACGGCUUGGAGGCGGAUAACUUCUGGCAGAAUCUUCUGUAUGUACCGUUUCCGUAGACGAUUGUUGGUUUUUUUGAGAGGGGGGCGGGAGGG
This is a messenger RNA of Tricharina praecox, 2394 nucleotides long. Its product is annotated as fungal-specific transcription factor domain-containing protein. Gene Ontology annotation, cellular component: nucleus. Gene Ontology annotation, molecular function: DNA binding; zinc ion binding; DNA-binding transcription factor activity, RNA polymerase II-specific. The coding region runs from base 220 to 2358 and encodes 712 amino acids. Gene Ontology annotation, biological process: DNA-templated transcription; regulation of DNA-templated transcription. The record is from RefSeq and is a predicted model, not a curated record. Lineage: Eukaryota; Fungi; Ascomycota; Pezizomycetes; Pezizales; Pyronemataceae. The transcript has 4 exons.